Rhinopithecus roxellana (golden snub-nosed monkey) is the source of this 3174-nucleotide messenger RNA. RefSeq names its product zinc finger protein 493 (gene ZNF493). The transcript is spliced from 3 exons. The coding region runs from base 327 to 2177 and encodes 616 amino acids. NCBI's taxonomy places the organism in Eukaryota, Metazoa, Chordata, Mammalia, Primates, Cercopithecidae. Gene Ontology annotation, biological process: regulation of transcription by RNA polymerase II. Gene Ontology annotation, cellular component: nucleus. Gene Ontology annotation, molecular function: RNA polymerase II cis-regulatory region sequence-specific DNA binding; DNA-binding transcription activator activity, RNA polymerase II-specific. The record is from RefSeq and is a predicted model, not a curated record.
AAAAGUAUAUAUACACUGGUGUUGUAGAUCUUAUACCAUUCUCAUUCCUCAGAGAAUACAUUAGAGAAUAUUUCCAUGUUGAAAAUUGUUGGAUAACUUCAGUCAUUCCUGUAAAUCAGAACCAAGCUUUUUUACUCUCUCAUUUAACCUUAACUCAAAUGAUAAAUUUUGCCCACGUGUAAAUAUGUGUGUUUGUGUGCACGUGUGCAUGCGUGUGUGUGUGUUUGUUUCAGGGGCCGUUGACAUUUAGGGAUGUGGCCAUAGAAUUCUGUCUGGAGGAGUGGCAAUGCCUGGACACUGCUCAGCAAGAUUUGUAUAGGAAAGUGAUGUUAGAGAACUACAGAAACCUGGUCUUGGGUAUUGCUGUCUCUAAGCCAAAUCUGAUCACCUGUCUGGAGCAAGGAAAAGAUCCCUGGAAUAUGAAGAGACACAAUAUGGUAGUGAAACCCCCAGUUAUAUGUUCUCAUUUUGCUGAAGACCUUUGCCCAGGGCCAGGCAUUAAAGAUUCUUUUCAAAAAGUGAUACUGAGAGAAUAUGUAAAAUGUGGACACAAGGAUUUACAGUUAAGAAAAGACUGUAAAAGUGUGAAUGAGUGUAAGGUGCACAAAGAAGGUUAUAAUGAACUAAACCUGUGUUUGACAACUACCCAGAGAAAAAUAUUUCAAUGUGAUAAAUAUGUGAAAGUCUUCCACAAAUUUUUAAAUUCAAAUAGACAUAACACAAAACAUACUAGAAAGAAACUUUUCAAAUGUAAAAAAUGUGGCAAGUCAUUUUGCAUGCUUUUACACGUAUGUCAGCAUAAAAGAAUUCAUAUUAGAGAGAAUUCUUACCAAUGUGAAGAAUGUGGCAAAGCGUUUAUCUGGUUCUCAGCCCUUACUAGACACAGGAGGGUUCAUACUGGAAAGAAAUCCUACAAAUAUGAAGAAUGUGGCAAAGCUUUUAACCAGGACUCAAACCGUACUACACAUAAGAGAAUUCAUACUGGACAGAAAUCCUACAAAUGUGAAGAAUGUGGCACAGCUUUCUACCAAUUCUCACACCUUACUAGGCAUAAGUUAAUUCAUACUGGAGAGAAACCCUACACAUGUGAAGAAUGUGGCAAAGCUUUUAACCGAUCUUCAACCCUUACUAGACAUAAGAUAAUUCAUACUGGAGAAAAACCCUAUAAAUGUGAAGAAUGUGGCAAAGCCUUUAGUGUUUUUUCAACCCUUACCAAACAUAAGAUAAUUGACACUGAAGAGAAACCCCACAGAUGUGAAGAAUAUGGCAAAGCUUAUAAGGAGUCCUCACACCUUACUACACAUAAAAGAAUUAAUACUGGAGAGAAACCAUACAAAUGUGAAGAAUGUGGCAAAACCUUUAGUAUAGUCUCAAUCCUUACUAAACAUAAGAUACUUCAUACAGAAGAGAAACCUUACAAAUGUGAAGAAUGUGGCAAAGCUUUUAAACGAUCUUCAACACUUACUAACCAUAAGAUAAUUCAUACUGAAGAGAAACCCUACAAAUGUGAAGAAUAUGGCAAAGCUUAUAAGGAGUCCUCACACCUUACUACACAUAAAAGAAUUAAUACUGGAGAGAAACCAUACAAAUGUGAAGAAUGUGGCAAAACCUUUAGUAUAGUCUCAAUCCUUGCUAAACAUAAGAUACUUCAUACAGAAGAGAAACCUUACAAAUGUGAAGAAUGUGGCAAAGCUUUUAAACGAUCUUCAACACUUACUAACCAUAAGAUAAUUCAUACUGAAGAGAAACCCUACAAAUGUGAAGAAUGUGGUAAAGCUUUUAAACAAUCUUCAACCCUUACUAUACAUAAAACAAUUCAUACUGGAGAAAAACCCUACAAAUGUGAAGAAUGUGGCAAAGCUUUUAAUCGGUCCUCACACCUUACUACACAUAAGAAAAUUAAUACUGGACAGAAACCCUACAAAUGUAAAGAAUGUGGCAAAUCCUUUAGUGAAUUCUCAACACUUAGUAAACAUAAGAUAAUUCAUACUGAAGAGAAACCCUACAAAUGUGAAGAAUGUGGCAAAACUUUUAACCGAUCUUCAAUCCUUAGUAUACAUAAGAAAAUUCAUACUGGAGAAAAACCCUACAAGUGUGAAGAAUGUGGCAAAGCUUUUAAGCAGUCCUUACACCUCGCUGGGCAUAAGCAUGUUCAUAGUGGACAGAAACACUUAUAAAUGUGAACAGUGUGGCAAAGCUUUUAGGCGGUCUUCACAUCUUAGUAGACAUAAGAUAAUUCAUAUUGGAAUUCAUACUGAAGAGAUUCUACAAAUGUGAAGAAUGUGGCAAAAGCCUCUUCCCUUACUAAAGAAUGUGGCAAAGCUUUUAAUCAGAACUUAAUCCUUACUACACAUAAGAUAAUUCAUGCUGGAGAGAAACCAUACAAAUGUGAAGAAUGUGGCAAAGAUUUCUAUUGAUUCUUAUACCUUACUAAAUAUAAUUCAUAUUGGAGAGAAAUUCUACAGAUGUGAAGAAUGUGGCAAAGGAUUUAAUUAGUUCUCAUCCCUUACUAAACAAGAGAACUCAUAUAGAGAAAUCGUACAAAUGUGAAGAAUGUGACAAAGCUUUUAACCACUUCUCAACCCCGCCUACAUAUAAGAUAAUUCAUGCUGGAAGGAAACCCUACAAAUAUGAAGAAUGUCUCAAAGCUUUUUACUGAUUCUUAUACCUUACUAAACAUAAAAUAAUUCAUAAAGGAGAGAAAUUACACAAAUGUGAAGAAUGUGGCAAAGCUUUUAACAAAUCCUCGUCCAUUUCUAAACAUAAGAUAAUUCAUACUGAAGAGAAAACCUACAAACGUGAGGAAUGUGGCAAAGCCUGUCCAACUUACUGCACAUAAGAUAGUUUAUACUUGAGAGAAGCCCUACAAAUGUGAAAAAUGUGGCAAACCUUUUAACCAAUCCUCAACCCUUGCUACACAUUAGAUAAUUCAUGCUGGAGAGAAGCCCUACAAAUGUGAAAAAUGUGGCAAACCUUUUAACUAAUCCUCAACGCUUGUUACACAUUAGAUAAUUCAUGCUGGAGAAAAACCCUACAAAUGUGAAAAAUGUGGCAAAGCUUUUAACCAAUUUUCAAACCUUACUAAACAUAAGAUAACUAAUACUGGAGAAAAAUCUUAGAAAUGUGAAGAAUGUGGUAAAGCCUUUAUCCAGUCCUCAGCUCCUACUAAAAAUA